CAGACAGAACCGCCUAAAGCACAAGGAGCCUGCUUGUCCGGGUCUCUCCUGCUACCGGCUGCCACUGGGCCUCAGGGCCAACCUCUCGGCUGCCACCAUGACUCAGGGAUUCUGGAAAGUCUACAAGUCCAAAGUGCUGCAGAGUCUGGGCAGCGAGGUGCAGGAGGAGGAGUUCAAGGAUGAGGGGGAUAACCCCGAGCUGGUGGAAACCACAGAUGCCCCGGUUCUGAUGGAGGAGGGAUCGAACCCCAUCUCCCAGUUGGCACGAAGGGUCCAGGGGGCUGGCGCCAGAGGCUGGAGGAGCAUGUCGUCUCUGUUCAGUAGGGAGGAUGAGCACAGGCUGCUGACCCCCGAGCCCUGCGCUGACCACCCCCUGGCACCAAAGCCAGCAGAGUCACCCCCUGCAGGGAAGACGACAUCAGGGUUCUGGGAUGUCUUUGCCACCAAGUGGCAGCAGGCCUCUGCCCUGGACAAGAAGACGGCCCAGCCUGAGUUCAGCGAGCCAGCGGCCGAGUUCAGCGAGGCGCCAGGGGAGCCCCCGGGAGAGGAGCCCACCUAUUCCAACAACGGCAGCGACCUCCAGGAGCCAGAAGAGGGCACCUUCAAGUGGGGCUUCCUGGUCAGCAAACUGGCUGAGAUAAGGAAUAAAAAUGCCCCCAAGGGUAACUAGAGCGGAAGGACUUUUCCCGUCAGCCUCAGCCGAGGGCCCCUCGCUCACUCGGGAGGAGAACACCCAGCAUUUUAACCCUUUCCCUCACUGCAGAGGAGCCAGCAGCACCGUCAGCCUAGAACACCCACAGUGUGGCUGCAGUACCCCGCCUCCCACCCCCGGGGUCUGUCCCUGUGCGCUAAGGGGCUGGACUGUUCAGUGGCUAAUACCUUCUCCCUCUGGGGAUCCCUCCCAGCCUGCCCUGGGGUGGAGAGACUAGAGGGUCUCACCGUCUUUCCCGCUCUCUGAGUUCUGCGGUUCACACGGGGACACUGGUCGCCCUGGGCUUUGCUCACUGGGAUACCAGCUGGGCCUGAGAACGUGGCUGGGCAUGGGGAAUCCAGCGCUCUGAUGCUGAAGGAGGGACCUGCAGGGUUAGCCUGUCCUGGAGCCUUGCUCCCCUCGCCUUGGGCCAACAGCGGCACUUGGAUUGGGAGUGCAGAGCUCAGGGUAGCUCGUACCAUGUGGGCAUCUUGGGGACACGGUGGAGGUCCAGCUGGCACCCAUCAUGCCCAGAAGAAUCACGUAGGUAACGCAUUGAAACUCAGCUGAAAACACCCCCCUGGAUGACCCUCGUGCAGCACUGGCCUCUUUGCAUGGUAUGGAUGAGGUUCCCACUGCAGGGAAGCUGUUGUCAGAGCGAGGUCUCCACUAAGCUCCUCCCUUGUGUUCUGUACCAUUUGCUCCAUCAGGGAGAGAUUCUGGGACCACUCCCGUGUGUGACGCAUCUCACAGGGCUAAGCACUCCCUACCCGUACUAUACAACAUGCUCGCAGCCUAAUGGUUAGAGCAGGACCAGGGCUUCCAGGUUCUUGUCCCUGCUCUGCUAUUGACUUGAAUUGCGUGACUGUGGGCAAGUCCUGUAAGCUCUUUGCACGACAUUUGAAAUGUGAGCAAGAGACUAUCUAUCUGCUACCUCCCAGGCAUGGUGUGAAGUGACUGGGCUGGGCCUGCCACAUGGACAGAGCAAUUCAUGUACCUAGAGCGCUUUGUGAUCCUUGCAUAGCUGCAGUGGAGGAAGCCCAGAGCCUGAGGAGCUGCAGUUCUGUGUACUGGGAUUUCCCAAACCUGGCAAGCCAAGACUUUCAGAAGUGAGCAGAGCCUGUGGGUGCCGAGCCUAGGAGCUCUUAUAGGGGCCCGGUUUGUUGAAAGAGCAGAGCACUCACCUCGGAAAAGCCAGACCCUCUUUAAAGGUGGCUUAGUUCGGAUACCUGAAAAUGAAGAACCAAAGAUCACUAGGUGCAUUAAAAAGCUUGGCCAUGGUGGCUUCCAUCCUAACUUGUGUAACCAGGGCAGCCAGGCUUUCAGACACGUUCUUUGGCCAAAGGCUGGAUAAGAAGGAGCAGGUUCUUCAUGCCUCUGGGUUAGUGUUUGGCUAAGGAGUGCCAGGAACUCACCCUCCAGCAGGAAGAGUUCUAGAAUUAGAUGUUCAUGGUGGCUUGUGAAUUACUGAUCCACAGAUCCUUGUAAGGCCUGGAUCACCUAGCUGCAGGGAAGCGACCCAGCCAAGCUUUCCUGCAUGAAACUCUGUUUCUGUGUCUCAGACCCACCAUCACACAUGGACGGGGGUUGCAGUUUGACUGGCCGGGGUAUUUGCAGAGCGCGCGUGAGUGAGGUGUUUUCCUGCCGCUGUGCCUGUUUAACACU
Gopherus flavomarginatus (Mexican gopher tortoise) is the source of this 2356-nucleotide messenger RNA. RefSeq names its product chromosome 22 C1orf232 homolog (gene C22H1orf232). Bases 98 to 670 code for a protein of 190 amino acids. The record is from RefSeq and is a predicted model, not a curated record. The transcript has 4 exons. Lineage: Eukaryota; Metazoa; Chordata; Testudines; Testudinidae.